Molecule: messenger RNA, 369 nt
Organism: Alternaria incomplexa
Lineage: Eukaryota; Fungi; Ascomycota; Dothideomycetes; Pleosporales; Pleosporaceae
Exons: 3
Coding region: 1-369 (122 amino acids)
Source: RefSeq, a predicted model, not a curated record
AUGGAGUAUGGAGACAAACUGUCUCUUGCACUGUUCUUGUCCACGGAUCACUCGCAACUUCCUCCCGAUGCUAUUACCCUGUCACUCGUCGUCCGCGUCAUCUUGAAGUGGCCUGGCUUGCUCAUCAUCGAGACAUCCACGCAUGUCAAACCGAAGAAGAAGCCUUCUACCUCCGACGACGAAGAAGAGCGCAAGCGACGCGAAGAUCUGCGCAAGCGGCAGGCCCGAGAGAAAGAAGCAGAAGAUGCCAGGAAGCGUGAAGAAGAAAGGCAGCGUCGUCGCCAGAACAACAAUGGUAUACGUUGGAAUGAUCCCGUACCCAUUCCAUGGGACUUCAAGCUACCACUGCCCAUGUUCACGGCGCACUAG